This is a messenger RNA of Coregonus sp. 'balchen', 11273 nucleotides long. Lineage: Eukaryota; Metazoa; Chordata; Actinopteri; Salmoniformes; Salmonidae. The record is from the annotation of a GenBank genome assembly.
CUGGCAGAAUAUUAGUGGGCACUAGUGACUGUGAAGCCCUGUUCGCGAACUGAUGCUGUCAGCCGCGCGAUCGAUGCAAAGGUUACAUUUUAUCCUAGCAUGUUACUUCAAGACGAAGACGCACUGCAGAGUUAGCUUGCUGAAAAAUAUCUGUUUACAAAAUGUGCAAAAUUAGAUUGACUGCCGUGGCUGUGUAGCAGGUGGCUGUUGGUGGAUGCAAGUUUGGGUUUUUGGAUUUGCACGGAUGCCCGUGUGUCUGUUUGCGCUCUCGCUAGUAAAGUGGCUUCAUGAGUGUCCAAAGUAACAGUGGAAGUGGUGGUGGAAGUUUGGAGGCGACGCCAUCUUGGUCGCAGCUAUCCUCGUCCCCAACGAUUAAUCAACAGCACAUAACGGCGAACGCCAAGACCAAGGAAGGUAAUUCAGCAACAAUGGCAUGCGUCGAAGUCAGUUCGAUGGGAAAUGCGGACUGUGUCCAGUUAUAUAGCCCCAAUUCGACGGAUUUAUGGAUGUCAAUGGAUGCUGCGAAUUGAUGGCUGAACCUUGCCAGCUACAGUCAGUACAGUAGCAAGCCAGCGUUAGCUACUAGCUAGCUUCGAUAGGUGUCAGCAUUCAACUACAGUAGAGCAAUGGAGAGCAUUAACAAUGGAAUAUUCAGACAGGAGCAGACAGGUUGAGUGGAAAACAAGUAGAAACAGGCUAGACCACUAGACCGACAGACACAGAUGACCAAGGCGUUGUCAUUGUUUAUGUAACUACCUAGCUAGGUUAGCUGUGUUGCAGAGACUAGCCAUCACUAAACAGCUGUGGGUGGUUGAAUGCCUUUCUUUGGCCUUAUGUCAAACAGCAGGGCUACUGCAAGUCAAUGCGAAUCCAUUGAGUUAUGAUGCAUUCAAAUGACUAAUAAUCAACAAGGAACAACACUUUCCUUUGUCAAAGUUUAUAUUCUGAUCACUUCAACAUCCGAACAAUGUGGUAUUGCUGUGGACAUAUUUACAGUGCUUGUCAGUGUUGUAUUACUUCCGUCUGGUUUCUCUUUACUUGAACCUCAUAAGGCUGGGGUUGUGUGUCAGACAUUUCAUGUUUUGUUGAUUGAUGGGGACAAAGUUCCACACUGGGCUGAACUUCACAGCUCAGCUGUAGAGACAGAGGCUCUGCUUGUCCAGUAGUGGUCUUACAGUCUAACAUACCGUUUUGACACCUGAUACAUAAAUGCAAUAGCUUGGCGCUGUCCAGAAGGUGUUCACUAAAUACAUAUUAUACAGCACGCAUAUAGAUACCAGAUAGACACAGACUAAAUAACUGAGUUGAUGUUGUGGGAGUGGUGAAAUGCACUGCACUCAAACAGUAUGCACUUAUCCAAUGUGCACUUAUCAGAAGUGGGCAGUAGUGUGAUAUAGUCUGAUGCAGUUUGCUGUAUCCUUACGUAGCCAUAUAUAGCUUCAUCUUAUGUUGUUGUGUAGGCCCCAUGGAGGAGCUGCACAGCCUGGACCCUCGCAGGCAGGAGCUUCUGGAGGCCAGGUUCAUGGGCGCGGUCAGCGGCAAUACCGUAGGAAGCACCGGCAGCGCCAGUGGGGGGGCCAAGGUGAGACGCGUUAUAAUGCAAUACUAUCUCAAUCAUAAAUACUAUAAUACACACAUGCAUGGUUUUACUCACACCAGACACACCCAAAAACUUUUUGAAAGGCGCACACAUAAAACACUGUAACAACUGUGCCUGAUUUCUCUGUAUAUCCAGGGUCUGGCCAACGAGUGCUCCAACAACAGCUAUGGCAGUUUGGGCUCCUCCAGUGACAAGGAGUCAGAGGUGAGACGCACUGCAGAGGCGCUGUCAGUGAGGGAGGCCGCUGUCCUCGUUUCAGUGAUUAGAUAUCACAGACACAUAGGUGGCUAACUCUCUGGUUUAAGAAAAUACACCAUUUUGUUUGUGUGGAGACAAACAGGGCAGGCAUUUUAUCUAUGUAUCCAUUUUAAUUUCUGGAACAAUGGACCGUUAAUAAGGACAAUUAUAUCUUAUUUUGUACUUGCAUGACCCACCUCAAUCUUUUCUUUCCUCCCUUUCUCACUCCCUCCUCACUCUCGUUCCUCCCUCGCUCACCCUCUCCUGACUCUCUUUCUAUGGUAUCUUUCUCUCCCUAGAACUCCGAUAUGAAGAGAGGGAGUUCUCCUGCAUACUCUGUACGUACUCUUCCUUCCUACUGUUCUGUCCCUCCCCCCUCACACACCCACAUAAACACACUCUCAUCCUAAGUGGACAUGCAAGUGUCAGAAAAGUGAUUUAGUAUUUGUUUAUUCUCAGACCCCUGAGAAGAAGCACUCUGAAUUGUCCAGAGGAAGGAAGAGGAAAGCUGACACCCAAUCUGAGAGCAGCCAAGGUAUGAUGCAUACCCAACACAACACUCAUGAACCUCAAUUCGACCUCGCAAAGUUCCUUCAUACUGGACACAGACAUAAAAAUGGUGUCUACGAGUUCAUCUGACUCUGGGAACUUUAACUUCUCAAAGUCUUGCCAUACAGGGCUUUGGUGCUACCGCUUGCCUUUCUCUGCCAUUUUUCCAACUGUUAACAAUGAUGACGUGGUGCAGAGUCGACUCCAAAGCAAUUCAUUCCUCGACUCCUUUCACGUCGACUCCCAGUGCCAACUCCCAUUUCUGAGUGUCAAGAUUCGAUUCCAAUAGGAAUCGACUCCUAAGAUUCGGUAAUUUUGGAACGGAGGAGACUGAUUAGUUGCCGUACUUACGAGAACACAAACACUUGCAUCUUUCAUAGCGAGCUAGCGGGGGACAGAAAGAGAGGGGAGGGGCACAGUAUAGGCAGGUCAGCCACCAGACAGACAGUCAGAACCGUGCACUAGGCCUAUCUAUCAGCAAUCAAAAGCUGUACAGUGAGGGAAAAAAGUAUUUGAUCCCCUGACGAUUUUGUACGUUUGCCCGCUGACAAAGAAAUGAUCAGUUAAUAAUUUUAAUGGUAGGUUUAUUUGAACAGUGAGAGACAGAAUAACAACAAAAAAAUCCAGAAAACCGCAUGUCAAAAAUGUUAUACAUUGAUUUGCAUUUCAAUGAGGGAAAUAAAUAUUUGACCCCCUCUAAAUCAGAAAGAUUUCUGGCUCCCAGGUGUCUUUUAUACAGGUAACGAGCUGAGAUUAGGAGCACACUCUUAAAGGGAGUGCUCCUAAUCUCAGUUUGUUACCUUUAUAAAAGACACCUGUCCACAGAAGCAGUCAAUCAGAUUCCAAACUCUCCACAAUGGCCAAGACCAAAGAGCUCUCCAAGGAUGUCAGGGACAAGAUUGUAGACCUACACACGGCUGGAAUGGGCUACAAGACCAUCGCCAAGUAGCUUGGUGAGAAGGUGACAACAGUUGGUGCGAUUAUUCGCAAAUGGAAGAAACACAAAAGACUGUCAAUGUUGUUUUUCUGCUAAGGGGACAGGACAACUUCACCGCAUCAAAGGGACGAUGGACGGGGCCAUGUACCGUCAAAUCUUGGGCAUUGGGCAUUGAAAAUGGGUCGUGGAUGGGUAUUCCAGCAUGACAAUGACCCAAAACACACGGCCAAGGCAACAAAGGAGUGGCUCAAGAAGAAGCACAUUAAGGUCCUGGAGUGGCCUAGCCAGUCUCCAGACCUUAAUCCCAUAGAAAAUCUGUGGAGGGAGCUGAAGGUUUGAGUUGCCAAACGUCAGCCUCGAAACCUUAAUGACUUGGAGAAGAUCUGCAAAGAGGAGUGGGACAAAAUCCCUCCUGAGAUGUGUGCAAACCUGGUGGCCAACUACAAGAAACGUCUGACCUCUGUGAUUGCCAACAAGGGUUUUGCCACCAAGUACUAAGUCAUGUUUUGCAGAGGGGUCAAAUACUUAUUUCCCUAAUUUAAAAUGCAAAUCAAUUUAUAACAUUUUUUACAUGCAUUUUUCUGGAUUUUUUUGUUGUUAUUCUGUCUCUCACUGUUCAAAUAAACCUACCAUUUAAAAUUAUAGACUGAUCAUGUCUUUGUCAGUGGGCAAACGUACAAAAUCAACAGGGGAUGAAAUACUUUUUUCCCUCAAUGUAUCUCGCAAUUUUUUCGCCUUGCAAUGUCGCGCAACUUCAGUAAAGCAGGGCCUAUCAUCAAUGAAUAGGCUAGGAUAUUGAGUGAGAUGCAACACUUCGCUCUCAAACAGUCACACACAGUAUCUGCGCAUGUGCACGGGUUCGCUUCACACUGUUCACAGCGUGGUAGCCAGGGCACCAAACAAAACAGCGGAGAAGUUGAGCCUCGCGCUUCUACGCUCUUAGUUGUGGGAAUUGACCCUCUGUUUACUUUCUGCAUCUACUUCAUAUCGCUGAAUGAGUCUACCUUUAAAUCACACAACUUUCUCCAGGCUUUUAUAGCCUAUAGUCUAGUUUUAAAAAAAUAACAUGUUGUGAUAACUGCACUGUGGUGUUAAUUUUGUGGCGGGGAAAAACAUGGUUUUCGGUUAAAUAUAUUUUUUGAAACGUUAAGGAUCCCAACUUCGUUUAAAUGUUCACAUCCCUAGUCCCUGAGUUGUGCUAUGUUGUGUAUGUUAUACUGUGUUAUGCAUUGCUAACCCACGGUAUCGGCUCUCCUCUCCUACAGGGAAGAAUUCCAUAAGGGGGCCCAAGAUCAGUGACUACUUUGAUGUGAGUGUUGUAUUAUGUAGUCGUUUCAGCCUCCUUGUUUAUAUGUACCUCUUUUGAGUUCUCCAUGGUGACGAUAAUCUGAUUGGGUCGGGGUUUAAUGAUUGAUUAAGCAGAUUGUGAUUGACUGACAGUCUGAAUUUCCCAUCUUGAGUCACUCUGCUAUUGCUGGGCUAUAUGUAUAUGAUGUCACUUCCUGUUCCUCACCCUGCUGUUUCCUGUGUGUAGUUCCAUGGGGGGAAUGGCUCCAGUCCAGUGAGGGCUCUACCACAGGUCCUCCGCUCACCGCAGAACUCACACCACGGAGCUCACUCUGCACCAGGCUCCAUCGUACGUAUACACACAAGCAGUAGGAGAUUUUUAGGUUUUGGUGUUUUAUCACAUUGUUUAUUACACUGUAUGUGUGUGUUGUCUCUAUAGAUCCGACAGAACAGUUCCUCUCCCACCAGUCUGUGUUUCAGCGAUCACCUGAUGAACUACAAAGCCUCCGCCAGCAAGUGUGUGCAGGUAAGACUCGCACGCUCUUUCUUUCCUCAUACUCUUCUCACAUCUACUUCUCUCUCGCUCCUCACAUGUCAAACACCUUCCCCUUUCUUUCUCUCCCCAGACAGAGUUGACAGGUCUGAAGCUUGCUGCUCUGGAGAGCAACAAGAGUCUGGACCUGGAGAAGAAAGAGGGACGCAUUGAUGACCUGCUCAGGGUGAGUUUACGUGCUAGUUACGGUGCUACAGGUGAUACUUAUAGGUUGUGUAUUGAUUGUAUUGAUUAGCUAUUGAUAUUUACUGGUUUUCUUGUAGGCUAACUGUGACCUGAGGCGCCAGGUAGAUGAACAGCAGAAACUACUGGAGAAAUACAAGGAGAGACUGAACAAAUGCAUCACCAUGAGCAAGAAACUACUCAUUGAGAAGGUACCAAGUUAGUUUGUGUUUGCGCGUGUUACUGACGUGUCCGUAUGAACUUGCAUGUGUAACCCGUGUGUGUAUGUUUUUGUAGAGCACCCAGGAGAAACAGUCGUGCAGAGAGAAGAGCAUGCAGGACCGUCUGAGACUGGGUCACUUCACCACCGUAAGACAUGGAGCCUCCUACACUGAACAGUGGACCGACGGAUACGCGUUUCAGAACCUUGUCAAGUGAGAACACACACACUGCACCAAACAACAUAUAUUUACAUUAGGGACGCAACUUUAGGUCAAUUUUGCUGCUGUCUAACCAACCCUCAUUAACCGGUUAACAAACGGUUAAAUUUGUUCCAAAUAGUAUAAUGAGGUGACCAACAGAAAAUCCUUUCCAUACGGAAUGGAAAAUGUUCAUUAAAAGCUUAAUUGAAACGUGCAACAGUAGCAAGCCAAUCCUCUCACAUUCAAAUGGCUGUGUUAUUGAACAUACAACUACUGAAAUGAAGCAGCCAAUGUAAAACAUCAUUUCAGACAUUUGCCAAAAUGCAAUUCACGGGAAAACACUGUUUUAAAUAGCGCACCUUAUGCGAGCGGUUCCAUAUGACAGAGAUAAAAAUCAAUUAUUGGUUCGAUACUGUGACCAAAACAAUCGCAUUUGAGACCGUUUGACUUGGCAGUGCGACACAAACGUUUUAUUGGUCGUAAGGGUGCCAGUGAUAUUAAUUUUUUACCUGGUCACAUUACUUUUUGGUUUUGUGUAAAUGUUCUCUCCGCCAAUAAGAGGGGUGUGAACAGUUUGGGGUCGCAUGUGUUGCGAGGUGGGGGUUUGUUACUACGCCGAUAAAAGACUAUAUCCAUCCGGACCUUUGCCACCUAAGAAAUGUGUGACUGGACCUUGACAAAUAGUACUUGAGUACCUCUGGUGUAGUAGAAUUGUAUGAAAUGUGUUUAUAAAAGGCCAAGAAACGUAUCUGAUAUAGCCUAGGCUUAUUCUACACCACGCACGCUCAGCCAUGCAUUGAACGGUAUUUUUUGCUAACAGUCAUUGAGUUAUAUUAUUUGCCUAAAUUAUGACUAUCCAAUCUACUCAUCACAUUAGGAAUAGAAUAGUAGGCUAUCUUACAUAAGUCUACAAAUGCGAUGAUGCAUGGAAUGCUUAAAAAUAUAUGUACAGUACCAGUCAAAAGUUUGGACACCUACUCAUUCCAGGGUUUUUCUUUAUUUUUACUAUUUUCUACAUUGUAGAAUAAUAGUGAAGACAUCAAAACUAUGAAAUAACACAUAUGGAAUCAUGUAGUGACCAAAAAUGUGAUAAACCAAUUCAAAAUAUAUUUUAUAUUUGAGAUUCUUCAAAUAGCCACCCUUUGCCUUGACGACAGCUUUGCACACUCUUGGCAUUCUCUCAACCAGCUUCACCUGGAAUGCUUUUUCCAACAGUCUUGAAGGAGUUCCCACAUAUGCUGAGCACUUGUUGGCUGCUUUUCCUUCACUCUGCCGUCCGACUCAUCCCAAACCAUCUCAAAUGGGUUGAGGUCGGGGGAUUGUGGAGGCCAGGUCAUCUGAUGCAGCUCUCCAGCACUCUCCUUCUUGGUAAAAUAGCCCUUACACAGCCUGGAGUUGUGUUGGGUCAUUGUCCUGUUGAAAAACAAAUGAGAUUCCCACUAAGCCCAAACCAGAUGGGAUGGCAUAUCGCUGCAGAAUGCUGUGGUAGCCAUGCUGGUUAAGUGUGCCUUGAAUUCUAAAUAAAUCACAGACAGUGUCACCAGCAAAGCACCCCCACACCAUCACACCUCCUCCAUGCUUUACAGUGGGAAAUACACAUGUGGAGAUCAUCCGUUCACCCACACCGCGUCUCACAAAGCCACGGCGGUUGGAACCAAAAAUCUAAAAUUUGGACCAAAAGACACAUUUCCACCGGUUUAAUGUCCAUUGCUCGUGUUUCUUGGCCCAUGCAGGUCUCUUCUUAUUGGUGUCCUUUAGUAGUGGUUUCUUUGCAGCAAUUUGACCAUGAAGGCCUGAUUCACACAGUCCCCUCUGAACAGUUGAUGUUGAGAUGUGUCUGUUACUUGAGCUCUGUGAAGCAUGUAUUUGGGCUGCAAUCUGAGGUGCAGUUAACUCUAAUGAACUUAUCCUCUGCAGCAGAGGUAACUCUGGGUCUUCCAUUCCUGUGGCAGUCCUCAUGAGAGCCAGUUUCAUCAUAGCGCUUGAUGGUUUUUGCGACUGCACUUGAAGAAACUUUCAAAGUUCUUGAAAUGUUCCGUAUUGACUGACCUUCAUGUCUUAAAGUAAUGAUGGACUGUCGUUUCUCUUUGCUUAUUUGAGCUGUUCUUGCCAUAAUAUGGACUUUGUCUUUUACCAAAUAGGGCUAUCUUCUGUAUACCCCCCCUACCUUGUCACAACACAACUGACUGGCUCAAACGCAUUAAGAAGGAAAGAAAUUCCACAAAUUAACUUUUAAGAAGGCACACCUGUUAAUUGAAAUGCAUUCCAGGUGACCUCAUGAAGCUGGUUGAGAGAAUGCCAAGAGUGUGCAAAGCUGUCAUCAAGGCAAAGGGUGGCUAUUUGAAAAAAUCUCAAAUAUAUUUAACACUUUUUUUUGGGGUUACUACAUGAUUCCAGAGCAUAAUGAAACUAACACUUUUAUACGUGCUAUGACCUUAUUACCUGCUAAAAUACUUAAUGACCCUCUUCUCUGUGUAGGCAGCAGGAGGGUAUCAACCAGCAGAGAGAGGAGAUAGAGCGUCAGAGGAAGCUGCUGGCCAAGAGGAAGCCCCCCAACCCCUCCUCCCCCUCCCUCUCCCUAGCAACCACCUCUGAACCCAAACAACGCAAGACCAAGGUCGUCAACGGCAACGACCCCGACCCGUUCCUCAAACCCUCCCUGCCCCAGAUGUGAGUGUACACACACACACAGGCAUGCAAGUGUAUGGACAGAUGCAUACACACUCACACUGUUGCGAUGUUGGUGCAGUGACAUUAAAUCAACCAUUUGUUAGGUUGACUCUGGCUGAGUAUCACGAGCAGGAGGAGAUCUUCAAGCUUCGCCUGGGACACCUGAAGAAGGUCAGAGUCAAUAUGAACACAAACACGUUUGUAAAAAAACACUAUAGUCCGAAUCCCAAAAUGAAUACGAUUGACUGAGUGACUGUCUCUCAGGAGGAGGCAGAGAUCCAGGCAGAGCUGGAGCGGUUAGAGAGGGUGAGGAACCUCCACAUCAGAGAGCUGAAGAGGAUCAACAACGAGGACAGCUCAUCGUAAGUACAGGACAGGAAGACGCAAUCAUAUAGGAACUCCUAACACCUCCAUUGUGCCCCGGUGCAAAACCCAUCCCUGGGACCUACCUACCCGUAGGCCAGUAGCUAUAGUGUCGCUGACUGGCCAGUUCAUAGUCUACUUUCUAGGUAUUUGUAAGAGAAAGUUCUUGUAGAUGUAAUUUGGUAAAUAAACCCUAUAUGUUGUAUGAAGAAAAUUGUUCAGCUUGUGCUGUAUGUCUGUCAGGUUUAAAGACCACCCAACUCUGAACGAGAGGUACCUGCUACUGCAUCUGCUGGGCAGAGGAGGCUUCAGUGAGGUCUAUAAGGUACGGAUUGACUACUAGUAUGUGCUUGUGAAUGAUUAUUAAUAGAUUCUAGAUCCAUACUGUACUUGUGUUUCUGAUGUGUGUGUUCUGUGUCUUCAGGCCUUUGACCUGUUUGAGCAGCGCUAUGCAGCUGUUAAAAUCCACCAGCUCAACAAGAACUGGAGAGAGGAGAAGAAGGAGAACUAUCACAAGUAUGUCCCGUCUGCUCUGACCAGGCAAUGUUAUUAGACGCAGAAUUUCCAACCCACAUUAUACCAUUCGUAAACAUUCUUUGACCAGACUUACAUACACACAAUAUUGUUUCCUGUCCCAGACAUGCCUGUAGAGAGUAUCGGAUACACAAACAGCUGGACCAUCCCAGAAUAGUGAAACUGUACGACUACUUCUCCCUGGAUACAGACACGUAAGUGACUUUUUACCCCAAACCUAAAUUAGUUCAGGUCUUUCACAUCAGUGCAGAUAAAGGAGAGGAGACGUGGAGAGGAAGGAAUUGUAGACCGUUGAGAUGCCUUUUAGUUUAUAGUUAAUGGAGUCCAUUGUCAUCUCUCUGUCCCACUCUAGGUUCUGUACGGUUCUAGAGUUCUGUGAGGGGAACGACUUGGACUUCUAUCUGAAACAGAACAAGCUGAUGUCAGAGAAGGAGGCGCGGUCUAUCGUCAUGCAGAUAGUCAACGCCCUGCGAUACCUCAACGAGAUCAAACCCCCCAUCAUACACUAUGACCUCAAACCAGGUACACACACACACUUGUUCACAUACUCACUCAUGUUUGUAUAGGAAACAUAGACAUACACACACACUCAACUUACACACUGCCGUUUGUGUAGGUAACAUCUUGCUGGUGGAUGGGACUGCGUGUGGCGAGAUAAAGAUCACAGACUUUGGGCUGUCUAAGAUCAUGGACGAUGACAACUAUGGAGUGGACGGCAUGGACCUUACCUCACAGGGAGCUGGCACAUACUGGUGACACACACAAACACACACGCACGCAACACACAUCACACACAAGCGGUUAUAUUAGGUGUUUUCUUGGGUAUAUUGCCUUCAUGUUAUUCCAAUCCUCUUGUCUAGGUACCUUCCCCCAGAGUGUUUUGUGGUGGGCAAGGAGCCUCCUAAGAUCUCUAACAAGGUGGACGUCUGGUCGGUAGGGGUAAUCUUCUUCCAGUGCCUCUAUGGACGGAAGGUAAGCCCACUUAUUAUGGCCCCUUUUGAAGUAGCACUCUUCUGAAGGUGCAAACACCUGACCCUAUUAGACAAAAAAGCAUAACAUAGUCUAACAUUGAUUUGUGUGUGUGUUCCUGCAGCCGUUUGGCCACAACCAGUCUCAGCAGGACAUUCUUCAGGAGAACACCAUCCUCAAAGCCACUGAGGUUCAGUUCCCUGCCAAGCCCCAGGCCAGCACAGAGGCUAAGGUGAGACGCGCACACAUACACACACACACACACAGGCUAGCAAGCCAAGGUGAAUAAUACUCACUAGUGUUCCUCUGAAUUGUACACGCAUCAGUUGACUUUGAAAUGUACAUUUGUCAGGACAUGUCUGAAUGUGACUAGUACAGACAAAAGCUUGAUAAGCUGAUCCUUAUUCCAUAUAUAAACUAACAUCCCUCUCUGUGUAUCAGGCAUUUAUCCGGCGCUGUCUGGCCUACCGUAAGGAGGAUCGAUUCGACGUUCACCAGCUGGGCACUGACACAUACCUUCUCCCUCACAUGAGACGCUCCAACUCCUCUGGCUCUCUUCAGCCCGCCUCCUCCUCAAUCUCCUCCUACUGACGGGCUGAUGAACAUGACUGACAGGCCCACUGGCCAAUCCUGGAGCAGAAUUGAUCCUAAUAUGGGAAAUGGCAUGGCGUUGGGUUUUCAAAAUCCCCCGGACGCUGUGAAAGGAUCAGGAAUGUGAAUUUGUUUGGCUGAAUAGAAUGAAAUGGAUGACAGGUUGUGAGAUGGGGAAAGAUGGAAAGAGAGAGGGGGAGGGGAGGGGGGGCAGAAGUGGAGACACUUUCAACGUUGCCAAGAAGCUUUGCAGAAACGUUACACUGUUGUGAUCUUGAACGUGAACCUGGUUUUGAGAGAGAUGAGGAAGAGGAAGCUCUACCCAUUUUGUAUGCCAUUGGACAGGCUGUGCCUGUUGCCAUGAGGACUUAAUAGAGUGGGGCUAGGCCACACCCCUUG